AUGUUUUACGAUCUAAAUGUCCCAUAUGCGGCAGAUGAUGCGCAAUUAUCCAAUACCUUGAGCUUUCUUGCCGAAGUGGCUCUCUCGCAAACCCUCUCCGGAAAAUUGCCCCCCAAUCUUGCGGCUCCCCAGCCUCCGACAAAUGCUCCCGAGUCACUCACGCUUUUGACGCGCCUCAACCUCAUUUUAUCCGAUCCAUCGCAGAGCUAUCGCAUGGCAAAUCUGAUACCGUUAUUUUCAAUUAUUGCGGUGCGUCCUACGAACGAGAAAAGCUUGUUGAAUGCUUGUACGAGUAUGGACUGCGACCUCAUAUCGUUGGAUCUUUCCGUCCGUCUUCCAUUUCACUUUAAGUUCAAGACCGUCUCGUCUGCCAUUUCUCGUGGAGUACGAUUUGAAAUAUGUUAUAGCCCUGGGAUUACUGGAAGCGGGAUGGAAGCCCGCAGAAACCUUAUUAGCAAUGCGAUGAGUCUCAUCAGAGCUACAAGAGGCCGCGGCAUCAUCAUAUCUAGCGAGGCGAAACGAGCAUUGGCCAUUCGUGCACCCAUGGACGUUGUUAAUCUUGCAUGUGUUUGGGGCCUACCUCAGGAGCGUGGGAAAGAGGCAGUCUGCGAAGAAGCUCGAAAGGUUGUUGCCCUAUCUAGCAUAAAGCGAACAAGCUGGCGAGGUGUUAUCGAUAUUGUCAAUGGCGGUGAAAGGCCACCUGCAAAGGUCAAUGAAAAGGCCCCGAAUAAGAAGACGGUACAAAACGUUACUUUACGGGAGAGCAAUGCAGAAAGCCUGAAGAGGAAGGCUUCCUUGGAAUCGACCCCUGAAGCCGACAAGCCACUGUCCAAACGAGAAAUGAAGCGCAGGGCUAAGAAAGCCCGCCUUGAAGCCAAUGCCCCGGCAUGA
Molecule: messenger RNA, 891 nt
Organism: Talaromyces atroroseus
Lineage: Eukaryota; Fungi; Ascomycota; Eurotiomycetes; Eurotiales; Trichocomaceae
Exons: 2
Coding region: 1-891 (296 amino acids)
Biological process (GO): tRNA processing
Cellular component (GO): nucleolar ribonuclease P complex
Molecular function (GO): RNA binding
Source: RefSeq, a predicted model, not a curated record